CAAGCGUCAUAUUUCGACCUGCCACCCGCGUCUUCUUCAAAAGCCGGGGCAGCUUCAGAGCUCACCCACGUGCCUGACACCGAAGCAGUGGAAAAGAUGGGCCUGCUGUCACCGCAGGUUACGCGCAUCCUGGAGGACAAGGAGCUCGAAGAGCAGUCGAGCACCGAGGAAGAGGGCAGCCACUCCGAAGAAGAAGACGCCGCAUCUCGAGACAAGGGUUGCGACGUCUGUCAGCCGAUUAGACAGCAGCCAGAUGCCCCGCUCGAGCAGCCGUCGAAUAAGCACGUCCGCCUUGCGCCGCCGCCUUCGCCGUCAUUGGGCGCCGGCACCUCGCGGCACAGACAUCCCCAUAUGGCGCGCUUUCAUUCCCUGAGGAGCGUCCUCUUUUCUUCAAAGAUCGAGGAGGACAUGAAAGCUCACCGCGAAGCAGAGGACAAGUGGAAGGCGGAACAUGACGGGAGGAGAGGCCUACAGCGACCGAAGACGCCGGAGUCGCCGGCGAAGUCGCCCAACAGGGAGGGGUUUGCGCAUCGGAUGGGCGCCAGGCUAAAGCGCAUGACGAGUAAGGAAGCGCCGACGUUACAGCAGGUGAAAGAGAAUCCGGAAGGUGAUGGGAACGAGUCGACCGCGAGCUCGGAAGGGGAGGAGGAUCAAAGGCCGACCUCGAGAGGGAGCCGCGCUGAGGACGAGGAAGAGAUCAAUCAUUCGGAUAUCGAGGACCUGAUGCGCUGGGUCAGCAGACGGGAUCCGCCGAGCGACGGCGAAGCACGAAAAUCCCCAGCAACAAGAUCGAGGGUGGAGGAAGAGCUCAAAGAAGACAGUGGGCAUGAAAGCCUGGGCCAUUCGGAUGUCGAUGAUCUCGUGCGGUGGGUUAGUCGGCGGUCUGCACCAGGUGACAAGAAGGCGGAGGAAGUGGCGCCUUCAGGUUGCAGUGAUGUCUCCACGGAAUCGGAUUCAGAAACCGAGGACCCGUCCCAGCGAAGAGAGUCCAUACAAGACCAGGACGUCGACGACAUCGUACGUUGGAUAUCCCGCAGAGAAGGCCCCGAAGCAGGUCCGGUGCGCGCAAAGCGAGCGAGCGGCGCAAGCCUAUCCAGCUCAUCAGACGACUCCGACACCGCGGAAAUGGUGCGCUGGGCGAAGCGCGAAGACGACACCAGCGGUGACGAAUCUGAUAUCCCGGCCGAACGAGCAAUGCCCACGAUAGAGGAGCACCCCCCAACGAACAAUCGGACUGACAACAACGGCAGCAGCCUCAAGAAGGAAGUUCCGCAGGCGAAGGAGAGGGGGAAGCUUGAGAGGGGUCUCACGCAUGAGGAUGUCGAUGACCUGGUGCGAUGGGUGUCGCGGAAGAAUGCGGAUGCGGAGCAGGUUCAGGAGCGGGAUGAUAAGAUACUGGAGUGGAGGAAGGAAGAAGAUGAGAAGAAGGCGCAG
This is a messenger RNA of Trematosphaeria pertusa, 1434 nucleotides long. RefSeq lists its product as uncharacterized. NCBI's taxonomy places the organism in Eukaryota, Fungi, Ascomycota, Dothideomycetes, Pleosporales, Trematosphaeriaceae. The record is from RefSeq and is a predicted model, not a curated record. The transcript has a single exon. The annotation marks the transcript as partial.